Molecule: messenger RNA, 1059 nt
Organism: Botrytis sinoallii
Lineage: Eukaryota; Fungi; Ascomycota; Leotiomycetes; Helotiales; Sclerotiniaceae
Exons: 1
Coding region: 1-1059 (352 amino acids)
Molecular function (GO): hydrolase activity
Source: RefSeq, a predicted model, not a curated record
AUGACGAAUCUCGAACCAUCUCAUUCGGCUCCUACAAGUUCAAUCAAACUUACCCAACGACAUGAUCGAUCGACUUUGAGUGUUGUGGCACAGAAAGCAAUCAAGACCUUCUCCGAAACAAUCCUCAAAACACAUCCUCCCUUUCCAUCCGGAUCUCCUCAAUUAACCCCUCACCAUUCAGUCAAGAAACAUUGUCGAAUCACCGAACAUCAUAUCGCAGAUACAUAUAUCUACACCUUCUCAUCCCUCUCCACCCCGCCACCGUCUCCAUCCACCGAGCAGAAACCCCCCGUGGUUCUCGAUAAAUUAUAUUAUUUCGCAGGUGGAGGAUUCAGAAGUGGCGCUCUGAAAGAACAUUGGACUCUCUGCGCUGAACUAUCCAAGAAGCUUCCCGAAUACGAAAUCAACAUCGUUAGUUAUCCUUUGGCGCCCAGCUCCCCAGCUGCCCAAUCAUUGCCGCUUUUGAGAAAAUUCUAUGAUGCUCUGGCGGAACAGGCAAAGAGGGAGGGAUAUAGAAUUACAUUGAUGGGGGAUUCGGCUGGGGGAAAUAUUGCGUUGGUUCUGGGACUUUAUGGAGCGACUUGUUGGUUACGGGAUGCUGGGUUAGAAGGAGCUGGGAAUGUAUGUCCAUUAAGAAAUAUAAUGGUCAUGUCACCACCCACCGACAUGCGAAACACAAAUCCGGGAAUCGACGCAAUAGAUUCUCACGAUCCCAUCCUUUCGCGAGCCAUCAUCACCGAGGUAGCAGAAAGAUGGCGUCAGGAUAUACCAGCAGAAGAUCCAACGGUUUCGCCUCUUCUGGCCGAUUUAAGCGUGUUUAAAAAGGCAGAUGUACAAGUAGAUGGAGUGGUAGGUUUAUAUGAUUGUUUGGCUCCCGACUCAGUGGAGUUUAGAAAGAAAUUAGAGACGGAAGGAGUAAGAGGGGAGUGGUUAGAAUGGGAUAAGCAGAUGCAUUGUUUUCCAUUGACAUUUUCAUAUAAGAUAUCCGAGGGAGUGUUUGGGAAGGAUUGGAUUAUAGAUGUUUUGAGGCGCAAUUUGGAGCAAUCGAUAGAGAAAUAG